Messenger RNA from Daucus carota subsp. sativus, 2799 nucleotides. RefSeq lists its product as uncharacterized. The record is from RefSeq and is a predicted model, not a curated record. The coding region runs from base 1936 to 2598 and encodes 220 amino acids. NCBI's taxonomy places the organism in Eukaryota, Viridiplantae, Streptophyta, Magnoliopsida, Apiales, Apiaceae. The transcript is spliced from 16 exons.
GCUUACUUACUCUAACAUAGCAAUUGUUUAUUCAUACAAAUCUCUACUAGAGACAAAACAUCCAAGAAACAAGGGCUUCGAUAGAUCUUUUGUCCCCAAUAUGAGGAGAACCGUGCGCUUCGCAAGAGCUUUUGAAUUAGUAGAUCCAGAAAAGUUAAACGAUGCUCAAGCUGAUCAUUACAUAAGCCGUCUAUGAGCAACACCUGAUAAGUGGAAAGCAGAUUCGUGUCUCUAUAUUGAUCCUUUGUUGAUAAAAAGCUACUAUGAGAAAAAGGAUGGACGGAAUAAAGUGUUCAAAUGCUUUCAGAAAGGGAAUUUUUUUGAUAGGAGAUAUGUUAUUUUCCCAAUCUGUCUGUGGAAUCACUGGGUUUUGUUGAUAUUAUGUAACCCAAACCAUGAGCUCAAAGGGGGUAAAGAACGUCCUACAAUGAUACUAUUGGAUUCUUUAAAGGGUUCAAACACAAACAAUGUUGAAGAAUUUGUCCGAGGGAUGUUGGUUUCCUUUUACAAGUAUUCUAAAAAGGAUUGUUCUUUGAAGAAUUUUAAUGACAUUCCAUUCUUGAUUCCAGAGGUACCAAAACAAAUAGACGACAAGAGCUGUGGGUUUUUCAUGAUAUUUUACAUCACUCUGUUCUUGAAAAUGAGUCCACCGCUUUUUAAUCUGGUGGAACACUAUCCUGGUUUUGUAAGUUUUAAAACUUUUAUACUUCCUCUGCUUUAUAUCAUCUUCAUCUGAUUUGUCUAAAAUGUUAUAUGUGUUUUUUCAUUAACAACUAUAUUGUAUUUGAUUUACUCUAAGAUGUCAAAAAAUUGGUUCACAAAUGAACAAUUUAACGAUUUCAGAACAUCACUGUUGGAUAUUUUCAGCAAGAUUAUGUAAGCUUCCUUCAGUUACUUAAAACCUUUACAGAAAUCUUGCUUCGUUUCACUGUGAUAAUUUUUGUAUGUGUUUCCUAAGCCAACUAUGGAUUGCCAAUGACUGCUGCACCAUGUGAAGGAGAUACUGAUUCAGAUUUGAUCAAACUGAUACAUUUCACAAACAAUGACUGCACCUUUGGUUUAACAACUAGUGACCGUGGAGGACAUAAGCAGUUUGAGAUAGCUUCAAAAUCCACUAAACCGAUAACUGGUCCUAAGAAUAAAAAAAGAAAGUUUAAUGAUCAUGAGGUUACUAAAUCUAAUGUUGGGGAAACGAUAACUGAGGAAAUCGUAGACCACAAGAUUUCCAUGAAAUUAAAUCCUUCGCUGUUCUGUGAAAUGAUCCAGGACUUAACCAUUCCACAAAAAGAAUGGGUUAAAAAUUCUGGUUUUGGUAGCAUUUUAAAUUUCAAACUUCAAGACUAUCCAAGGUAUCUUGGAUAUAGUAUAGCGAAACAAUUUGAUCCUGAGAAAUGUUCUAUAGUGGUUGGUGAUAAGACUUUAGAAAUAACAGAGGACGAUGUUCAUCGUGUUCUUGGACUGCCAAUGGGCGAGACCAAAAUAGCUUUUGUUAGUAGCAAAUCUUUGUCAAAGGAAUGGAGAAAGCAAUUUGGUGAUCAGAAAAAAUCUUUCAGGGUAGCCGUGAAAGAUGUCAUCUGUGCAAUGAAGGAAUCUGGAUGUGUAGACAUACAUUUCAAAAAGAACUUUAUUUCCGUUAUGAUUUGUUUUCUAAUCCAAGCACCAACAAACUCUUACAUUCGUCAGAAAUUGCUAGGAUUCUGUUGUGAAUUGGAUAAAUGUUCAAAUUAUAACUGGUGUGAAUUAGUUGUUCGCUGUUUGAAGAAGUGCCCAAAAUUUUGGCUGAAGAACACAGAUACGUGAUACUAUACAGGAUCCCUCCCUUUCAUAUUGUAUUUCUUUCUUGACAAAUUCAUUGGAUGGAGGUGUUUUCCAAGCAAAAUACAACCAAGAUUUGUCCCGUGGAACAAUUAUUGUUUGCAGAGUCUCGAACAAUAUAUGAUCCAGAAAGGUUACAUAACUGAUGGUGUGGUUCAGAAGCCAAACAUAAAUUAUAUAGAACUGCAAAUUUGUAGGAUAAAGGGUACUGAAGUCUUAACUGGACAACCAGAACUUCAGGAUCUUCCUAAGAUGGAAAACACAAAGACAUGCAGUUAUGGAGCAACAACGUUGGGACCGUCAGAAAAUGUAACUGGAUUGGAUUUCGAUUGGAAUACGCUUCCAAAGGAUUCACAUAAUGGAAAGGAAUGGAAGAACUCUAUACUGAACAAUCACCAGACAAAUCUUGGAACUAAUGCAGACGAUACGACGCAUACCCAAAUACCAUUUGGUAUUAAUUUGGAAUCGGGACAAAAGUUUCAGAAUGAUGCGCAGAAAAGGAAAAGUUCUGCUGUUGGCAAAGAGAAGGAGGAAACCUCAAAGCUGGGGGAGGACAAAACAAAACUUUUUCACCAGUACACCUCCGAUGACAAGGGAAAGAUGAUUAUGAAUAAACAUUCCCUCCUUGAAUCUCUUUUUGAUUCAUACCAUUGCAUUCAACAAACUUUGAUGUCUCAUAUCAUGUCUGCAAAGGCUGAAGACGAAAAAGAUGAGGUGGUUGAUGAUUUAAGAUAUGCUUUCAUUGAACUGAAUAACGAUGCUAAUGACAUAAUGUUGAAGUGAUCCUGGUUUCAAAAUUGAUGCACUGAUGUAAGAAUGAAAAAAGUCUAGAAGGACAUCGGUUCCUUCUAAUCAAGUUGAAUUGUUUUCUAGUACUCUCAAAACAAUCCACGUCUUACUGUUUGCAGUAAAUGGUUGUAAGCAUCUAUAUUCGGAUGAUAAAUGGUUUUUUAUUCAUGUUAAUGAAUUUUUAACCCUGGCCAA